AUUGCCAUUCUGUAGUUUUCAGCUCACAGACUGAGAGAAAAAGGAUAAAAUCCCUUUUGUGACUGAAAAGACAUGGAUGGCAGCGGCCUAUCUCUCUCUCUCUCUCUACAGCCUCAUCAGCUCAAUGUAAGGCUCAAAUUCACCCAAGGAAACAUGGCCCCAACAAGACUGUCUUAGAGAGUUACAAAGGCCGACCAUGAAGAAAAAGCUAGAGCUUGGAGACGACCAUGACCUCGAAAUCCUCAAGGCAGUGGCUCAAGCGUGGCACGGCCACUCCGGCAACUCUAGACCAACGAAUGAGUUCGACGCCCACCGGAGAAAUUUCAAAGGCAACCCUUCUCGGUUCAAGCUACAGGCAAUGAUGAUGAUGAGCAGAGCAUCUGGUAAAGACAGCAAGAUUGCAAGAUGGGACUUCGGGCAAUCGUUAUGCGACUCUUACGAGAUUGUCACCUUGUCCAGGCAGUUGGAGGCAGGGCUGCUGUCGGAUGAUCCGUUUACUGGGUCGGAUAGUCCGAGUCGGGUCCAUAGGAGGCGCAGGGAGAGCAGGCAUAGCCUUAGGAAUUUGUUUAAUCAGAUUUCUUCAAGGAGAUAUAAUGAGGAUGAUAUUCCUAAAGGCUAAAUUAAGGAUGAUUUGUUUUGAUCCAUAUUUUGAUUAGUGUAGCCUCGAU
Corylus avellana is the source of this 668-nucleotide messenger RNA. RefSeq lists its product as uncharacterized. The record is from RefSeq and is a predicted model, not a curated record. Lineage: Eukaryota; Viridiplantae; Streptophyta; Magnoliopsida; Fagales; Betulaceae.